GGCCCAGAGGUCUCUGGGAAAUAGGAAGUGAAGAACUCAAUAGGGGCCACCAUGUACAUUGCACACCUCUGUGCUCCAAUUCUAAAGAGUUUGACACUCGUAGCUCAUUAGUCGGCCCGCUGUGUUUCCCAAGGAGCAUCCUGGUCACAGCACCCGGUGAAUAGAUAAGUAAUUGUUGAAAUGAUGGCAUGGGGUAGGUCCACCUGGUGCUGUGGGUACUCGCAUGGAAAGACCCCGAUGGCAGAAGGAAGGGGAUACCACCCUGCCUUAAUCCCAGGGAAGAAAGGAAAGAAGUCUUUCCGCCUGGGAUUCUUCUCCCUCCUCAACUCAGUCUACAGAGGACCAAAGCCCAGCCUAAGCAGGGAGCCUGGAGUCUGAGGAAAUGGCCCCUGGGAGCCAUAAACUCUCACCUCAGGAGUUGGUGGCAUUCAAGGAUGUGGCUGUGGACUUCACCCAGGAUGAAUGGGGUCUUUUGGACCAUUCUCAGAAAGAGCUGUACAAGGAUGUCAUGUUGGAGAAUGUUCAGAAUUUUAUCUCUCUGGGGCUUCCAGUUCCGAGAGAAUAUUUGGUCUCCCAUUAUGAGCAAGAAGGCCUAAGGAGCUCCUUUCCAGAGACCGGGUUUGAUGUGAAGAAAUUUCCUGCAAUGCUGAAAAAUUGGGGAAUCCACGCUGCAGAGAAAGUUUAUGAAUCUAGUCACUAUGGAAAAGCUUUCAACUGCACAUCCACUCUUCAUAGAAAUCAGAGAAUUCAUACUGAAGAGAAGCCAUAUGAAUGUAAUCAAUGUGGAAAGUCUUUCAACUUUAGCUCCGAUCUUUCUGAACAUAAGACAAUUCAUACUGGAGAGAAACCAUAUGAAUGUAAUCAAUGUGGAAAGGCUUUUAGAAGGAGCUCCAGUCUUGCUGUACAUGAAAGAACCCACAGUGGAGAGAAACCUUAUGAAUGUAAGCAAUGUGGAAAGGCUUUCUCCUAUUGUUCAAAUUUUCGUCGACAUCAGAGAAUGCAUAUUGGGGAGAAACCUUAUGAAUGUAAUCAGUGUGGAAAGGCUUUCACCAAUCAUACUAGCCUUGCUGAACAUCAGACAAUCCAUUCUGGAGAUAAACCUUAUGAAUGUAAUCAAUGUGGAAAGACUUUUUCCUAUUGUUCUAAUUUUCGUCGACACCAGAGAAUACACAUUGGAGAGAAACCUCAUAAAUGUAAUCAAUGUGGGAGAGCUUUCACCAUUCGCUCCAGUCUUGCUCAACAUCAAAGAAUCCACACUGGAGAGAAACCUUAUGAUUGUAGUCAAUGUGGAAAGGCUUUUGGCUGUACAUCCAAUCUUCGUAGACAUCAGAGAGUUCACACUAAAGAGAAACCUUAUGAAUGUAAUGAAUGUGGAAAGACUUUCAACUUUAGCUCCAGUCUUGCUGAACAUCAGACAAUCCACAGUGGAGAAAAACCUUUUGAAUGUAAUCAGUGUAGAAAGACUUUCAGCAAUCAUUCUAGUCUUGCUGAACAUCAGACAAUCCAUACUGGAGAGAAACCUUAUGAAUGUAAUCAAUGUGGAAAGACUUUUUCCUAUUGCUCCAAUUUUCGUCGACAUCAGAGAAUACAUAUUGGAGAGAAACCUUACGAAUGUAAUCAAUGUGGAAAGACUUUUGCUAUUCGCUCCAGUCUUACUCAACAUCAGAGAAUCCACACUGGAGAGAAACCUUAUUAUUGUAAUAAAUGUGGAAAGGCUUUCGGCUGCACAUUCAAUCUUCGUAGACACCAGAGAGUUCACACUGAAGAGAAACCUUAAGAAAGUAAUCAGUGGAAAAAGACUUAUGAUUUUAGCUCCAGUCAUGCUAAACAUCAGACAAUCGAUUCUAGAGAGAAGCUUUAUGAAUGUAAUUAUUGUGGAAAGGCUUUUAGCUCCAUAUCCAUUUUUAAUAGGCAUCAAAGAAUCCACUCUGAAUAGAAACCUUAUGAUUGUAAUCAUUAUGAAAAACUUUCACCAUUCAUUCCAGUCUUGUUCAACAUCAGAGAAUCCAUAGUGGAGAAAACUCCACUCUGAACAUACUCAGAAUAUGUACUCUAGUCUCUGGAGAUCAUAUCUUAAUUUUAUAAUUUUUUAUUAAAUAAUAAGUAGGCCAAGGAAAGAGAAAUGCAGAACCCCAUGUGGCCUGCCAGCUCUCUUAGAUGAAGUGGGUCUUCUAGGCUACCUGGAAUAAUGAUGAAGUGUUUAGAAUGGUUGCACAGCACAUAUACAGUCUCCUAGCAUGAUAGACAAGAAAAUUACUUUACCUAUGACCUCAGGGAGAUAUAGUUCAGAGGUUCAGAUGUAAGAUUUUUUUUUGCUUUAAAAUCAAAAGGUUGUUUUGGAGACCAAAAAUAAAGGAUACACAUUAAUUUCUACAUUCCCCACUCAGAUUCAUUAGGAAACACAUUAGUCUUCCACAAUAAAUAAUUUUAUGUAUGGUAUCUAUACAUUUCAGAAUUGUCUUGCCAAGAUACAUAAAGGCCCAGAGGUAUUAUUCAUUUCAUGGUGGAUCUAACUAUUUCAGUGUUUCUUAAUGUAUUAAAAGUGAUUGGUAGAUGCAUUGACAAGGAGCCAUUAGGGCACAUUCCCUUUUUUUGGGGGGGGGGGUAAUAAGGAUUUAUAAUCUGUAAUAUAAGAAAGAGAGGAGAGACCAGCUGAAGAACAGCAGAGGAGAAGAGAAGAAGCAGAGAGAGAAGUUCCAACUUUCAACAAUCUUCCAGCCUGGGAGAUGGGGGAGGAAAGGAGGUUUUCCUGGAAGCUUCUCAGCUUCUUUCUCAAGAGCCCAUCGGGUUGGGACCUGUUAUUCCUUCUGGGACCCAAAAAUAUCUCCACUAGGACUCUUCAAGAACAACUACCUGAAUUCUAAAGGGGGUUUUAGAUUUGGACUCAUGCUGGCCAGAGCCAUUCAGAUCUCUCCCUGAGAUUUCUCUCUCUCCCUGACCUGCUCCUAGACUCCUUAAUUAAAAGCUAGUUAGCUGAGUAAUAGGGACCAGCAGCUGGCUGAAGAAGGGUUCAACCCUGAGAAUUUCGGGGGGGGGGCAACCUGCCAGAGGGGACCAGUAUUAGGGUUUCCUACUCCCCACUUACCUUGCCAGACACCCCUCCUUCCUCUCCUUCCCUGUGUGAACCCAAAUAAAUUGUUUACUGCUUUAGAAUUA
Molecule: messenger RNA, 3156 nt
Organism: Monodelphis domestica (gray short-tailed opossum)
Lineage: Eukaryota; Metazoa; Chordata; Mammalia; Didelphimorphia; Didelphidae
Biological process (GO): regulation of transcription by RNA polymerase II
Molecular function (GO): DNA-binding transcription factor activity, RNA polymerase II-specific; RNA polymerase II cis-regulatory region sequence-specific DNA binding
Source: RefSeq, a predicted model, not a curated record